UCGACCGAGUACGGACGUCGUACGUGUUGUAACAUUUAUAUAUAUACAUAUAUAUAUAUAUAUAUUGCUUUGCUGUCGCGGACGCUAACCUAACCGUUCACCGCUGACAUUUUUCUCCCGUAAUCGUAACUACAACAAUACGAUAUUUACGAUUUUGAUGAAAUAAAAAAAAAGGGUGAGGAGAUUUCUGGUUUUUUGUCGACCGCCGUUGUCAUCAUCAAACGCCCGAUCACCCGACGGACGGACGAUAAUAUUUAACAUAUUACAACAGCCGUCGCCGUACAACGCGAUAAAUAUCAUCGCAAGUGAUAUUUAUCAGUGUACGUAGUCGUGAGCUCCGACGCCGCGUCCGAUGGCAGCCACCACUACGGCCGGUUACGCGCGGGCCGAGCUCGACGCGCCGUACGGCGGACGCUGCAGCGCCGAUCCGCCCGACAUCGAGGAGUUACUCCGUUUGAACCCCAAACCGCUGGCUAACUGCCAAUGGACAACGACUGUGCCCAACGAUGGAGGUACGACGGCCGGAGGAAAAGGAGUUGGAUUGAUGGCCGCCGCCGGAUCCGGACUGGCCCGGGCCCGGGCGAUAGUCAAACCGUCUGCCGCAACGGUCGUGGACCGUCAUCACUACAAGCGUAAUUCUUCGUAUUCCGAGGACACUGCAGGUGUCAUAGAUGGUUGUGCUGGUGGCCUGUGGAACCGAUGGUGGACUGACGUCAAACCCAGCACACUACGAGGUGGCGAACGAGCGGCUGUUCGCGAGGCCCGCCGUUGCCUGAAAUGUGCACAUGCGCCAUGUCAGCUAUCGUGCCCAACGUCCAUCGAUGUCAAGUCAUUUAUCACGAGUAUCGCUAACCAGAACUAUUAUGGAGCUGCUAAGACGAUCCUGUCGGACAACCCGGUGGGCUUGUCUUGCGGUAUGGUGUGUCCCACGAGUGAGCUGUGCGCCGGUUCUUGUAAUUUGGCCGGGUCAGAUGGCGGACCUAUCAAUAUUGGUGGACUACAGCAGUUUUGUCUAGAAAUGUUCAUGGACAUGGCAGUACCUCCUUCGGCUGUUUCUUCGGAAGACGAUGACGACGAGGAAUACGAAGACGGCCCGACGCUAAAGGCUCGAGGCCAGAGUAAAUUGGCGCCCAUAGCUGUGGUUGGUGCCGGUCCGGCGGGGCUGACGUGCGCCACGUACCUAAACCGGCUUGGAUAUCGGCGCGUAACUGUCUAUGAAUCGGGUGCUUACGCCGGCGGUCUUAGCGCCUCCGAGAUACCCGAGUACCGGUUACCAUGGCGGGCGGUUCGUUGGGAAAUCGAGCAGAUGGUCGAGCACGGUCGAGGUGGCGUCCGCCUGGAGUAUGGUCGUCGACUAUAUUCUUCUUCCGCUGGCGAUAGUAGACCCGGUGACAUCACGUUAAAAGACCUGAUAGAAGGACCGGAUGCAGCGCGGGCUGUAUUUGUGGCUGUCGGUCUACCGGAGCCUCAACUUCCGGCCGACCUCUUCCGCGACGUUGACGUCAGCGGCACUACGGCCGCCGCCCAAAGUCUAGGCGUGUACACUUCCAAAUGGCUAUUGCGUCAGGCCUCGGGGUACUCCAAGCGGUUGCCUGACGGCCGGGGGGGAUGUGGUAGUGGUUGUAACGGAAGUACCGGCGGCUGUGGAUCGUCGAAAUCGGUCACCGCGCCUCUGCCUCCGGAUUUCCGAGGUAAAACCGUGCUGGUGCUUGGCGCCGGUGACACGGCCAUGGACUGCGCUACAGUCGCACUCAGGUGCGGCGCCCGCCGCGUACGUGUCGUCUUUCGACGUGGCACACCCGAUGUGCGCGCCGUUCCAGAAGAACUGGAAGGAGCUAUGCGCGAACGUUGCGAGCUGGUACCACACUCACAGCCGGUGAAGUUCUUGUUCCGCAAAGUUUCGGGCAGCGGUACAGACCGGAUCCGAGCCGUGCAAUUCCGCCGGACCGACGUGGACGACUUGGAGCCACAGCAGAACUCCGCCGACGACGAAGACCACUCGGCAGACGAUCUGUUCGUGUUGCGCGCCGACUGUGUCGUCUCGGCGUUUGGCUCGCGAUUACCGAAAGAAUUGGCGGAAGCGCUGGCACCAUACGCAAGAGUAGACGAACGCACUGGACGAGUAUGCGUCGACACUCAAACCGGCCGCUGUGAGUGGUGGAAGGACGGUGACGACAAACAAGAACGGCGGACUCCACCACCGGUAUGGUGCGGUGGUGACGCUUCUUGCGCAACAGGAUCCACAGCCGAUCCGUCGCAGACCACGGUAGAGUCGGCCAACGACGGAAAAACGGCUGCGUAUCACAUACAUCAGUAUCUACAGGAGUUGUACGGUUACCGUAUCCAAAAUCACCAAUCAUCUGUUUCACGACCACUGCUACCAGGUUUUCGAACAGCAAUUGACGACGUGGACUUAUCUGUCAGGAUGUGUGGACUGCGUUUUAUGAACCCAUUCGGACUGGCCUCAGCACCGCCCACGACGAGCGCUGCGAUGAUACGCCGAGCGUUCCAGGCUGGUUGGGCAUUCGCUGUCACAAAAACGUUCGGACUGGAUAAGGACUUAGUAACGAACGUAUCACCACGUAUCAUAGGACUGGGCAGUCAUGGUGUAGGAGGCGGCUUGGCUGCCAGUGGUAAAGGACCUGGUACUGUCAAUGCCGGAGACUCGGAUGUGGCCAGAAACGCUUUUUUGAACAUUGAAUUGAUUUCGGAAAAAACCGCUGCAUACUGGUUACGUUCCAUUCAGGAAUUGAAGCAGGACUUUCCUCAGCACAUACUAAUUGCCAGUAUAAUGUGCGCGUACAUCGAGGACGAUUGGACAUUACUUACCAAAUUGGCGUGCGACGCAGGUGCCGAUGCGCUGGAGUUGAACUUGAGCUGUCCCCACGGCAUGGGCGAAUCCGGAAUGGGUUUAGCGUGCGGCCAGGAUCCGGUGUUGGUGGAGAACAUUUCAAGAUGGGUCAAACGAGUGGCGGUGCGACCGGCUAGUGACGGUGGGGCGCCAACAGCCGUACCCGUAUUCAUAAAAAUCACGCCCAACGUGACGGACGUGGUAGCCGUAGCCCGGGCGGCUGUGCGACUCGGAGGGGCCGACGGAGUGACCGCUGUCAACACGGUCUCGGCGCUUGGUCCGUUGGACGUGACUGGUACGGGCGGUCGACCGUGGCCGGGAGUCGGCAGAACCACUGCGGACACGCCAAGAACCACGUACGGUGGCAUGUCAGGCACGGCCGUCCGGCCUAUAGGUUUGCGGGCCGUGUCGGCGUUGUCCCGAGCCCUUGGACCGGACGUGGCGGCCGGUGGAGACGGAGGACCGCCUGUCCAGAUAAUGGCCACAGGCGGCGUGGAUAGUGCCGCGGCCACGCUCCAAUACCUGUAUUGUGGUGCCAAAGUUGUACAGGUAUGCAGCGCUGUCCAAAAUCAGGACUUCACCGUCGUCCAAGAUUAUAUCACCGGACUCAAGGCGUUGUUGUACACGAACGGUGGUGGCGGUGACAAACGACGGGAGAAACGGAUUCAUCCCACUCCCGCGCUAGUCAAGGACUCAAUCGACUUAUCCGACGACUACGAUAUCGUAUCAACGACGGCCGCAGUUGCCGAUCAAAGCGGUGGUAAAUCGAUGUUUGGACCGUACUUGCGGAGCAGGCGCUGUGAGCAGGCAUCCGGUGCGGCAGCAGAUAUGGUUAGCUCGAUCCAGGGAACCAAGUCAAACGGAGUUGAUCAGACACCGGAGCAGAUGGUAACGGUUCCGGCAUCGGAGGAAACUAAUGAAGACCUAGUCUCGGUUCCGGUUGCAACGCCUGUGGAACUGGUUGUGGGCCGAGCGCUGAAAGCCGUCGGCGCGUACAAAUCACUCGAUCGUCGCGCGCAGGUCGUGGCCCUGGUCAACGAAGACUCGUGUAUCAACUGCGGCAAAUGUUACAUGGCUUGUAACGAUUCCGGUUACCAGGCGAUUUCGAUGGAUCCAAAAUCACAUAUCGUCCACGUCCAACCUGACUCGUGCACGGGUUGCACAUUGUGUUUGACGGUGUGCCCCAUUCCUGGUUGCAUAAGCAUGGUCGAAAAGACUGUACCGCAUGUGGUGAAUCGUGGUCUAGGCCGCCGACAGAAAGUUUCCACGUAUGCGUGUCCCAACGACGGCGAAUACAUCGACUAGCAGUGUUCCUCAGAAGAACAGAAUAACCACGGUAGUUCGGCUGUAGCGACUCAGUGACAGUCAUGAUAAUAUCCUUACCACUGAUAAUGUUUACUGUGAUCUAUGUCCACGAGUGUUAACUGUACCAAUUGCGUAUUAGAUAAUAUAAUAUGAUUGUCCGAAUCGAAGCGUCUAUAAUAGCCAGUUGUAUAAAAUAAAUAUAAUAUAUUAAUUCAUUUUAUACAAAAACAAAAAAAAAUAAAAAAAAAAUAUAGGAUUAUAGCUUGUAUUAAUAUCGGUAUGUUAGUAUGUUACGUUUAGGACGUUUAGGUUAAGUGUAUAAGGUAUUAAGUGUUUGUUUUAACUCGAUGUAGUGUAGACCUACAUAUAACAUAUUAUAUAUUAUGUACUAUUGUAACGUGAAGAUGGGUUGAUCACACUGUGUACUGCACAGAUACUAUCAUUACACCAUUCACAUAUCUAAUAUUAUCUAAUCAAUCGUUUUAUAUUUUUAAAUAACCGUGUUUAAUGUUUAUGUUUAUUUUUAAUAAUUUUUAAUGUAAAAAAAAAAAUUGUCUUGAAAAUCUAAAUCUUAUAAUGCAUAUUAUUAUUAUGCAAAUAUGAGCAAUAUUACUACACUUAUUUGAAUCGCAAAUAUACUUAUGAUAACAACGUUA
Molecule: messenger RNA, 4812 nt
Organism: Rhopalosiphum maidis (corn leaf aphid)
Lineage: Eukaryota; Metazoa; Arthropoda; Insecta; Hemiptera; Aphididae
Gene: su(r)
Product: dihydropyrimidine dehydrogenase [NADP(+)]
Exons: 14
Coding region: 353-4156 (1267 amino acids)
Biological process (GO): thymine catabolic process; uracil catabolic process
Cellular component (GO): cytosol; cytoplasm
Molecular function (GO): uracil binding; dihydropyrimidine dehydrogenase (NADP+) activity; NADP binding
Source: RefSeq, a predicted model, not a curated record